CAGUCUUCGUCUCUCAACCAACGCAAAAAGCUUUCCGGUCGCUGAAAUUCCCGUUAAAAACCCUAAAAUACCCUCGCGCACCAUUCAAAUUUCCCACUCGCACCACCGGACCCAAAUGGCUUGAGACCAUCAUGGACUCGGCGGUCCAGACCUUCCCGCCAGCAUCCGACCUCCCGCCCUCGGUCAUCUCCUUCCUCGACGACAAGUUUCGGACCAAUGAAAAUCUGAGCGGGGCUCCGACUCUCCUGUCGGAGCUCCAAGCCAAGUGCGGCGACCUGGAUCGAACCCUAAUCGACCUGAAUCGGAGCCUCGGAUCCUCGCUUCUAACUUACGCUUCGUUCUCCGAUCGAGUCCACGGCCUCUUAGGCGGCAUCAAUGCCCAAUUGACGGGUCUCGUAUCCUCCACCAGCUCUCGCACUUCAGAUGGAGAAGGAAAGGAGAGGGCGGAGCAGAUAUUGGGGGAGGAGCUACCGGCGUUGGCCAAGGAAGUGGCGAGAGUCGAGUCGGUUCGAACAUACGUAGAGACUGCAUUGAAGCUUCAAACUAUGAUUGGUGAUAUUGAAGAUGCUGUAUCUUCUACCAUGAAGAAAAACUCGUGGAAACAUUCAGCAAGACAGAAUUCAGAAGAAAUGCGUGUGGGUGCUAUUAAAACUCUUAAGUUGAUAGAAGAUGUUUUAACUGCAGUUACAAAGACACACCCUCAACGGGCACAUCUUGUGUCAGCAGUUGAUCACAGAGUAGAUCGAGCUCUGGCUAUUUUAAGACCUCAUGCUAUAGCAGAUCACCGGGCCCUGCUUACUUCCCUUGGAUGGCCACCACCUCUUGCCACUUUGAGUUCCUCAACUCCAGAUACAGGGAGAUCAACUGAAGUUCUGAAUCCUCUUUUCACGAUGCAAGGAGACCUCAAAGACCAGUACUGUGAAAACUUUUUAGCCUUGUGCGGCCUCCAGGAGUUGCAGAGACGAAGAAAAUCGCGUCAACUAGAGGGCUAUAAUCGUGAACUUGCUCUUCACCAACCACUUUGGGUGAUUGAAGAGCUUGUAAAUCCUAUAUCAUUAGCAUCGCAACGCCAUUUCAAAAAAUGGGUUGACAAGCCAGAAUUCAUAUUUGCUCUAGUCUACAAGACCACCAGGGAUUAUGUUGACUCUAUGGAUGAAUUAUUGCAACCACUGGUUGAUGAAGCAAUGUUAACAGGGUACAGUUGCAGAGAAGAAUGGAUUUCAGCAAUGGUAUCAUCCUUAUCAACUUACUUAGCAAAAGAGAUAUUCCCAAAAUAUGCUGGACAACCAGAUGAAGAUAGCAUAAUAGGUACUCAGUCACAGGCUAGAAUAUCCUGGCUGCAUCUUAUUGACUUGAUGAUAUCUUUUGAUAAACGAAUCAAGUCUCUGAUAGAAAAUUCUGGAAUCUUGCUUUCACUUCAGGAUGAUGGGAACUUCUUAAAGGUUUCUUCUCUAUCCAUUUUCAGUGAUCGACCAGAUUGGCUUGAUUUAUGGGCAGAGAUAGAAUUAAAUGAUAUACUAGAGAAGUUGAAACUUGAUACUGGUGAUGAGAGAAACUGGACCAUGAAAGUCCAAGGAGCGGCUCUUUUAUCUGAUACUGAAGAUCACAAAGCUCCUGCAAUUUGUAGUGCCUAUCUUCGGUGUUUAUCAUCUGUGGUUGAUCGUUGUCGUUCAUUGCCUAGCAUCUCUAUGAGGUCUCGGUUUCUGAGAUUAGCCGGGGUACCUAUUAUACAAAAUUUUUUGGAGUGCUUACUUAUCAGAUGCCAAGAAGCUGAAGGUCUGACUGCCUUGACCGAUGAUGAUGGCCUAGUUAAAGUUGCAAACUCCAUUAAUGCCACUCGCUACUUUGAAUCUGUUUUAAGGGAAUGGUGUGAGGACGUCUUCUUCCUUGAGAUAUGGUCAGGUCAAAGUGAUCAACCGGGAGAAUCCACUGAUGAUCAAAGUGGUAAUGUCGAGACAGAGGAAGGUCUUGAAAGUGGUAUUUUUCAUGAGAAGAUUGUAAAGUUGGAGAAGUUUAGAAUAGAGUGGGCUGAAAAGUUGUCUGUUGUUAUAUUGAGGGGAUUUGUUGCUCAAUGUCGAGAUUAUACGAAGAACAGGAGGCAGUGGCAAGAAAAGAGUGAGGACGGUUGGACAGUGUCCAGAUUUUUAGUUGGUGCUCUAGAUUAUUUGCAAUGUAAGAUAUCAGUUGUAGAGGCUGAUUUGAAUGGGAUAGACUUUGUCGGGGUGUGGAGAAGUUUGGCAGCUGGGAUUGAUAGAUUGUUUUUCAGCAGUAUUCUAAUGAGCAAUGUUAAGUUUUAUGAUAGCGGAGUUGAGAGGUUUGGUAGUGAUUUGGAGGUUUUAUUUGGGGCAUUUCGGGCUUGGUGUUUGAGGCCGGAGGGCUUUUUCCCCAAAGUAAGUGAAGGCUUGAAGCUGUUAAAGAUGGAAGAAGAAAAACUUCAAAGUAGUUUGGCAAGAGGGGAGAAAUGGAUGAAGGAGAAUGGGAUUAGACAUUUGAGUGAAACAGAGGUAGAAAAGAUUGUGAAGAGUAGAGUUUUUACGAGUUGAGGGCUCCCGAGUGUUUCGUGUUGUACAUGACUUAGGAACCCUUGGACUGACCCAUUCAUUUUUCAUAAAACCGAACACAGUAAAGAGAAAAAGGUACGCCAUUUAUUUUCGGAAAAAAGGUGCGUUUGAUUAUUGUUAAUUCAAUCAAAUUUUUUUUUUCUGAAAAAUUGCUCAAGAAUUUUCAUAUCGAUCCUCUCAAAAUUCAUAUAAGAUUGUGAAUGAUGAUUGUUGGUUAUGCCACAUCUGCUUGAAUCUUGUAUACGAGUUUGAGAACUCGCGGCGGGAAUGGAAACGAUCGGAAAUCUUCUGCAAAUAGAAAUUGUUACUGAUGAUUGCAUGAUGUGUUGGAGAAGGUUUUUUCUUUCGUUCUCUAAGUUCAUGAAGAUUUCAAGUUGAAAUGUUUUCAGAAUGGCUUUCGCUGCGUAUAGUAGUGAAUUGAAAUGUCAUAUUCUCAUGCAAUUUCAUCACAACAAUGUUUUCAGAGUGGUUUUUUUUUCUUUAUUUUUUGGGAUAGUUUCUGCCGUGGAAUUGGAGGAUAUCUUGUCUCUUUUUUUCUUGGCGCCAUUCAUGCCGGUGUUCGUUUGGACAUUCGGAGGGUCUACCUCGGGUGUCUUGUCAAUUUAACUGCCACUCAACGACAGAGAGUAGGACGUUGUUGUUGUUAGUGGCUACUUGACAUAAUAUGGAGUGUAGCAAUGCUUAUGGGUGCAGAGGGAAGGCCGUUGGCAUCUUCCAUGGCACUGAAAAAGAUGGACAUUCGGCCUUGAUCCUACCCUGUUCCCUAACCUAGAAGCUACUAACCUAAAACGAAAAACGGAAAUUUAUUGUUUUGUACGACGUACUAAUUUAGAGUACAAUUAAUAAAUAUUGAUAUUUUGUUGA
Molecule: messenger RNA, 3425 nt
Organism: Pyrus x bretschneideri (Chinese white pear)
Lineage: Eukaryota; Viridiplantae; Streptophyta; Magnoliopsida; Rosales; Rosaceae
Product: RINT1-like protein MAG2
Exons: 4
Coding region: 132-2543 (803 amino acids)
Biological process (GO): endoplasmic reticulum to Golgi vesicle-mediated transport; retrograde vesicle-mediated transport, Golgi to endoplasmic reticulum; regulation of ER to Golgi vesicle-mediated transport
Cellular component (GO): Dsl1/NZR complex
Source: RefSeq, a predicted model, not a curated record